AUGUACGGUUCAUUGGUAACCGUGUGGACCGGCCGACGGCCAACAAUUGUCAUUGGAGACCCAAAGGUUGCCUGCGACCUCCUGGACCGGCGGUCGGCAAUAUAUUCCUCGAGGCCUCGCUUCGUUGUGAUGGGCGAGCUAUUUACCAAUAACGACUCGCUGCUUACGAUGCCCCACGGCGACAAGUGGCGGAAAACACGCAAGAUAUUCCACAGCGGCCUCUUGCGGAGAGCUUGCGAAUCGUACAAGCCGAUCCAGGAGGCCGAGUCGCAGCGGCUCCUGCGCGAUCUCCUCCAGAUGCCGCAGGACUUUGGAAGACAUCUGGAGCGGUAUGCGGCUUCGGUCAUGGUGUGCGUCGCUUAUGGUCGCCGUGUCGAUGACUUGGACGAUUCCAUCGUCCAGCGCAUAUACGAACGUAUGCAGUACAUGUCGACGCUGAACGUACCCGGUGCCUUUUGGGCUGAAUCGUUUCCCCUGCUGAAGCUGGUUCCCGAUUUUCUGGCCCCAUGGAAGCGCGAGAUCAAGCAGCGAGCCGCAGCGUCAUCCAGACUUCUCCUGGGCCUCGCACAAGACGUGCGGCGACGCAUGAACGAGGGCGACGCGCCCCCAUCCUUCACCAAGAACCUCUGGGAGAAGUUUGACCAGAACCCCGGCGAGCUCACGGAGCGCGAGAUUGCGUAUGCCACCGGAUCCCUUUUCGGCGCUGGCAGCGAUACGUCGUCGUCCACACUCAUGAGCUUUGUGCUCGCGAUGACGUGCUUCCCGGAAGUGGCGGCAAAAGCACAGGAAGAGCUCGACCGCGUCGUGGGCAGAGAUCGAUCGCCUACUUGGAGCGACGAACCGAAUCUACCGUACUGUGCUGCCAUCAUCAAGGAGACCCUGCGGUGGCGACCGGUAGCCGUCAUGGGCGGGACACCCCAUGCCAGCAUCAAGGACGAUUACUACGACGGCCACUUCAUUCCCGCCGGCACCACCAUCCUUGGGAACCUCUGGGCGAUCCAUCACAACAGCAAGUACUUUAAGGACUCGCACGAGUUUGUGCCCGAGCGAUACCUCGAGGUGCAAGAAGGCACCGAGCCAUACCCGCACCGUGAUGGUCACUCCGCAUUUGGAUGGGGCCGGCGCAUCUGCCCGGGCAAGCUGCUCGCCGAGAACAGUCUGUUCAUCUCGAUUACGCGCAUACUGUGGGCGUUCAACAUUUCAAAGCAUGUGGACCCUGUGUCGGGCGCAGAGGAGGUGUACAACACAUUUGCCUACACGGACGGCUUCAACUCGAAGCCGCAACCAUUCCGCUGCGGCAUUGCCGUGAGAUCCGAUCAGAUCCGCGAGACGCUCGAACGAGAGGCAAAACUGGGCGACAGGUUUCUCGAGAGAUACAAUUAG
Messenger RNA from Tricharina praecox, 1383 nucleotides. Its product is annotated as cytochrome P450. The record is from RefSeq and is a predicted model, not a curated record. The transcript has 4 exons. Lineage: Eukaryota; Fungi; Ascomycota; Pezizomycetes; Pezizales; Pyronemataceae. Bases 1 to 1383 code for a protein of 460 amino acids. Gene Ontology annotation, molecular function: monooxygenase activity; iron ion binding; oxidoreductase activity, acting on paired donors, with incorporation or reduction of molecular oxygen.